AUCUCUCCCUCUCUCUGUCUCUCUCACUUAAAAACAAAGAUAGACAAAAGUAGGAGGAAAAGAAAAGGAAAAAGAAGAGGAAAAGGAAAAGUCGGGACUAGGUAUAUGGCAGCAUCAGCAGAAGCAGAGAAAGUGGUGAUCACUCAGCCGGUGACUUUCGUCACCGGCAACGUUAAGAAGCUGGAGGAAGUACGAGCCAUCAUCGGCCAGUCCAUUCCCUUGCGAUCUCUGAAGAUUGAUCUACCUGAGCUGCAAGGAGAACCAGACGCGAUCUCCAAGGAAAAAGCCCGUUUGGCUGCUGAAAAGGUGAAAGGUCCAGUGUUGGUGGAGGACACUUGUCUCUGCUACAAUGCCCUCAAGGGUCUUCCAGGGCCAUACGUGAAGUGGUAUCUGGACAAGACUGGUCUCCAAGGUUUGAACAAUUUGUUAGCUGCAUAUGAGGAUAAAUCGGCUUAUGCAUUAUGUACAUUUUCUUUUGCUCUUGAUGCGGAAUCAGAGCCUCUGACAUUUCUUGAGAAAACUAUGGGAAAAAUAGUUCCUCCAAGGGGACCCAAGGAUUUUGGAUGGGAUCCAAUAUUUCAACCUGAUGGCUAUGAGCAAACUUUUGCGGAGAUGCCAAAGGAAGAAAAGAACAAGAUUUCUCAUCGCUACAAGGCUCUUUUAUUGGUGAAAGCCCAUUUUACUGAUUCUGGGUAUGCGUUUGAGAUUGAUGACUCUAAGAAGAAUGAGCAAAAUUUAUCUGACAAGAUUAAGAAUGAUUCUUCUGUGGAGAAUGAGAAAGAUGUCUCUACCCCUAACAAGAGGAAAAGGGAGGAGGAUGAUGGAGUUGCAGAAGGGACAGAAAAGGAAGAAGCAUCUGGAAAAAAGGCUAAGGUGGAAGAGAAGUAGCUCUUCUUCUGGGAUGUAGUCACUGAGGAUCUUGGGAUAAGUUUUACUACUUUUUGGUUGUGUAGUCAAAUACAGUAUUUUAUCUAGUAAAAAAUGUUGGAGAUUUCAGUGUCUCCUUGUGGAGUCAAAAUUAUGUCAUUUUAAAGAUGUAAAAGCUAUGAGUUUUGGAGCGGUAGAAUUACUCUUGUAGUCAAUGUGAAACUUGGGGAAGAUCCUAUACCUGCUAUUAGUUUUUAGUAAAUAUGUUUCUUCUUAAGAGUUAA
This is a messenger RNA of Hevea brasiliensis (rubber tree), 1151 nucleotides long. RefSeq names its product inosine triphosphate pyrophosphatase. The coding region runs from base 106 to 888 and encodes 260 amino acids. NCBI's taxonomy places the organism in Eukaryota, Viridiplantae, Streptophyta, Magnoliopsida, Malpighiales, Euphorbiaceae. The transcript has 9 exons. Gene Ontology annotation, molecular function: nucleoside triphosphate diphosphatase activity. Gene Ontology annotation, biological process: nucleoside triphosphate catabolic process. Gene Ontology annotation, cellular component: cytoplasm. The record is from RefSeq and is a predicted model, not a curated record.